Messenger RNA from Eufriesea mexicana, 1528 nucleotides. RefSeq names its product protein FAM188A homolog. The transcript has 5 exons. Gene Ontology annotation, biological process: protein K48-linked deubiquitination. Lineage: Eukaryota; Metazoa; Arthropoda; Insecta; Hymenoptera; Apidae. Gene Ontology annotation, molecular function: K48-linked deubiquitinase activity; cysteine-type deubiquitinase activity; calcium ion binding. The record is from RefSeq and is a predicted model, not a curated record. The coding region runs from base 119 to 1528 and encodes 469 amino acids.
AAUAAUAAUAAAAUAAUUCGAUUUAACAGAACUAUAAAAGAAUAUUAUGAUUACGUCGAAAUAAUUUGUGUUUGUGCAACACCUCUUAAUGUCCUAAUAAUUACAAAAAACGUGGAUAAUGGCUGAAAAUGUUAUUCACUGCGAUGACGAAUUUGUACAUUCCAUCAAAACGUUACUUUGGGGUAAUACUGUUAAAAAGGAUGUUUUUAAACGGUGGGCUCAAGGGUUCUAUUUCAGCCCCGAUGAACCAACAGCAUUGAUACAAACCAACGGUGGCCCUUGCGCAGUAAUAGCACCUGUGCAAGCCUUUAUCUUGAAAGAGUUACUCUCUGAACCUGAUGUCUCAGCUUGGAAAAACAUCAAUCGCGAUACAUGUUAUCAACUUCUUGUGCGAGCUUCUAUAGAGAUUUUGAAACAAGCAGCCGGAGAGAAGGUUCCGAAGUUUUGUAUCGUUUUUAUGGAUUGCAAAUUUUCGAACGACGAAAAUGGAAGAAAGGCGAAAUGGGUGGCGAAGAUACCGGAAAUAGAAAAUCGCGAAGAAGAGAUAUCUGUAGGAAACAAUGAGAGUCAGGAGAAGAGUAAUAAAAUACUACGAAUGGAAAUGAAUGAGGAAUGUAGAAACGUAGAUUCCGAUUUUUUCCAUUCUCAGUUGAGGCUGUUUACAACGAAUAGCUCCGAACACGUGGAAGAAUUUUUCUCCGAGAGGUUAGAAAUGUUGAAAGAUCGAUAUGGUAUCUUAUUGCUUCUCUACAGCGUAAUUGUUACCAAGGGUGUCACUGAAAUUCGUUCGGAAAUGUCGGAUCCAUUAGAAUCGAUGAUAGAUUCAACGUAUGGCUAUGGAAAUCAGAGCCUUAUAAACCUGAUGCUUACUGGCAGAGCAGUCAGCCAUGUUUGGGAUCAUGAUCAAGACGUUGGAGGAUUGAAAUUGCGUGGGAUAGAUAAACAAAAUACAAUAGGAUUCCUUGCACUUCUAGAACAUUUAUGUUAUUGUGAAGUAGGAACUUUCUUAAAAUCUCCAUCACAUCCUAUUUGGGUAUUGGGUUCAGAAACUCAUUUGACUGUAUUAUUUUCUACUGAAAAAAGGCUAGUGAGCCCUGAAACACCAGCAGAUCAAGCAAAAAGAGUUUUUAGAAAAUUUGAUCCCGAAGGAAAUGAUUUUAUAUCUGCCAAUUCAUUACAAGAUGUUCUCGCUGAACUUGGAUUGGUUGCAGACACAGAUUAUGUCAAUGUAAUGAAGAAAAAAUUGGACAAUGAAAAUUUGGGAAUUAUCUUGCGUACUAACUUCAUGGAUGAAUUUUUCCCUGAAGAACCACUAACAUGUCCAGAUACAUUUCCAUUAUAUCAUUAUAAUGGUCUUCAACAUAGUAAUCCAGAAAAUAAAGUGAUUUAUCAUAGAGGUCAAGCAGUGUUGCUGGAGUGCACUAUUAAGGGUAUUAUGGAAAGCAACCCCAUGUUAACAGCACUUCAAACAAAAUGGCCCAGAAUUGAAAUUCAGUGGGAUAUUGGUCAGAAUCCGAGCCUUAAUUAA